AGGCAGAACUUUCAUAUACUUUUUUGUAUCUUGACAAAACUUGAGGUUACUUCAGCGUUUGUGCCAAGAAUCUUCCGAAAGUCGUUCGAUUCUCGUAUUUUUGGGAUUGGUGAAUUAAUUGAAGACAACAUGGUCUAUGCGCGAGUGGCUGUAAAGGUUCUUGUUCCUCAGUCUCAACGUGAAUUUGAUUUCUUCGAGGUGCUUUCCAGUGAGUUAGCUAAACUGGCAGCUAGGAUAGUAAAAUAUAAGGCAGAAUCAGGGGAAGCUAUCAGUGUGCAUGACAAAGAAAUCAUACUCGGAGUCAUUGAAUACCUUUCAACUGUUCCUAAAAGGAGAGAUUGCUACCUGAGGUUUCUCAAUGGGGGUUCAAAAGAAGAGUUGCAGAGAAUUGAACAAGAGUGUAUUAGGGGGGCAAAUGAUAAUCUAAUAGACGAUUGGAUAUUGUCAGUGACAAAGCCUUUGAUGGUUGAAGAUCAAGUUGAUGUUGAGGAGGCUAAGAAGAAGACCGGAAAGAUGGAACUCCAGAAUGUUGAGGAGACAGCUCCAGAGGUUGAGGCCCUGGGCAAAAACAAAUCUAGUGAGGAUAAAUCUGUACAAGGUGAUAAGUUUGGUCUCUCCUGUCAGGAUAAUCAACAAAUUGGUCGCUGAGAUCCUCCUCUCCACCGUAAUUAGCACCUCCUCAGUUCUUAGCCAUGAAACUAUGUCUGUAUCUGGUCGGAGGGGCUUAGUGUAUAUUUUUCUAAACUAUAAACGCAUCUCUC
Messenger RNA from Setaria italica (foxtail millet), 761 nucleotides. RefSeq lists its product as uncharacterized. Bases 130 to 648 code for a protein of 172 amino acids. Lineage: Eukaryota; Viridiplantae; Streptophyta; Magnoliopsida; Poales; Poaceae. The transcript has 2 exons. The record is from RefSeq and is a predicted model, not a curated record.